Cadophora gregata is the source of this 2617-nucleotide messenger RNA. RefSeq lists its product as uncharacterized. Bases 587 to 2212 code for a protein of 541 amino acids. The transcript has 6 exons. The record is from RefSeq and is a predicted model, not a curated record. Gene Ontology annotation, molecular function: amino acid transmembrane transporter activity. Gene Ontology annotation, biological process: amino acid transmembrane transport. Gene Ontology annotation, cellular component: membrane. NCBI's taxonomy places the organism in Eukaryota, Fungi, Ascomycota, Leotiomycetes, Helotiales, Ploettnerulaceae.
AUGCGCCUUGGCCUGUCAGCAUUCUGACAACCAAACCCAAAUGCCACUGCACUUUUCUUCUCUCUCGUUAUCUCCGAAGCAAGUAUCUCAGGUUUUCAAAGUUGUCAAAAACAUGAAAUAUUUCUGCCAAGUCAGCCAAGAUGCUUGUCGCCUUGUUUUCAAAGCUUCAUUUAUCUCCCGAAGAAUAAUGAGAUUGAUCCAGAAGUCGGAUGACAUACAACAAACUCGCUACCGAUAAAGUAAGGUAAACUUCUCGUCAAAUCCUUCCAGCGUAGUGGGAAUACAUGGAGAUCUCUCUCGAGCACGCAAUGCGCGCUAUGCAUUCAUUUGGAUGGCAAGCUGAAAAGUAUUUCGGUUUGCCCCUCCUUGCACGUUCAAGAAGCUGAUCUUCUACACAAAACUAUGCCCUUCCUCCUUCUAGAAGGCUUCUGUUCUUCUUCUUUCCUGUCAAUUGUAUGAUGUGCUUUAGUUCCCACUAGUCAAGUAUUCGGGUACUUCUACAUCACUUCACCCCCCCACCCCCCCCCCCCCCCCCCCCACUUGCGGCUCUCACCUGUUCAUCAACCGUACGUCACUCUUGACGACCAUGUCGAACUCACCAGUUCACGACGCCAAAGUCGUCCACCACAGCGACAAUGACAAGGAUAUCGAAGGCAGCAAAUCGCCUGCUCUCUAUGAUCUCAAUAACGACCACCGUGUCGUCGCCGACAAACUCGCGCGAAAGCUUUCCGCAAGACAGGUUCAGAUGAUCGCCAUUGGAGGCACCAUCGGAACAGGUCUCUUCCUCGGAACAGGAAAAUCACUUGCGACUGGUGGGCCGGCAUCUAUGCUUAUUGCCUAUGCGAUUGUUGGUGCGAUCGUGUUGUUGACGAUGUUGGCGCUGGGUGAGAUGGCUGCGUAUGUUCCAAUUGCGGGGUCUUUCUGCACGUUUGCGGGUAGAUAUGUUGAUGAUUCUCUGGGGUUUGCGUUGACUUGGAAUUAUUGGUUUAAUGAUGCAGUUUCUACAGCUGCUGAUUUGGUUGCACUGCAAAUUGUUUUUGAGUAUUGGGAUACCAAUUUACCGGGAUGGGGACUAAGUCUCAUUUUCUGGGUGUUCCUUGUUCUUGCAAACAUUAUUACUGUUAGAGCUUAUGGUGAACUUGAAUACUGGCUUAGCUUGUUGAAAGUCGUGACGAUUGUCAUUUUCAUCAUCCUCGGAAUUGCUGUAAAUUGCGGCGGCAAUACCGAACACAGAUACCUAGGAGCAGGUAAUUGGUAUAUCGGUGAUGCACCCUUUGUCGGCGGUAUUGGAGGCUUCGCAUCCGUCUUCGUGACUGCAUCAUUCGCCUAUGGCGGCACAGAAUCCAUCGCAAUCACAGCCGGAGAAACCAAGAACCCAACCAAGAAUCUCCCCCGUGUAGUCAAGAACGUCUUCUGGCGUAUCCUCCUCUUCUACAUCCUCUCCGUCCUCAUCAUCGGUCUCAACGUCCCUUACACUUACCCAAACCUCUCAACCAAGGAAUCAUCCACCUCCCCAUUCACAAUCGUCUUCCAAAUGGCCGGCGCCAAAGCUGCAGGCUCAUUCAUCAACGCCGUCAUCAUGACCUCCGUAAUCAGCGCAGGCAACCACGCCCUAUUCGCCGGAGCACGUCUCAUGUACUCCCUCUCGGUCGAUCGCCACGCCCCCAUGUUCUUCGCCAAACUGAACCGCAACAAAGUCGCCUGGAUAGCCGUCCUAGCUACAAGUGCCAUCAGCGGUCUCUGUUUCGGCGCGUCGUUCAUCGGCGCCGGCCAACUCUGGACUUGGCUUCAGAACAUCGUUGGUGUCUCGAACCAAAUCGCAUGGACUGCCAUAGCAGCUACAUCCAUCCGUUUCCGCGGCGCCAUGGAACGCCAAGGCAAGACUCACCUCCUUCCCUUCAGGAACCUCACGUAUCCUUAUGGACCUUGGAUCUCUCUCGUGCUCAACAUCGUCAUCAUCCUCGUUCAAGGCUGGAGUUCAUUCAGUCCUUCUUUCUCAGCGGUCGAUUUCGUGAGUUAUUAUAUCGAGAUCCCUAUCAUGAUCGUUAUGUAUUUUGGUUGGAAGAUGUGGAAGAGGACGAGGAUUGUGAGUUAUGAGGGGAUGGAUCUGGAGACGGAUGUUUAUGUUGUUGAUGAGCAUGAUUUGGCUGAGAACGAGAAGGAGAAGACUGCGAGGGGGAUGGUUGAGCGGGUUAUUCGGUGGAUAUUCUAGGGUGCUGGAUCAUCGGAUGGACAUGUUUUAUUUGGCGUGUUAAGGGGAAUACCUCAUCUAGCGACUUUUUCACGUGCUUUUAUUCGAACUCUGAAUUCUGAAAUCCGAAUCAGAAAUUUGAGACGAGAUUGCCAUUUCCUCACUUCCACCCCGUCUACACGCGCACUUCUCCAGAAGAGAAACAAGAGUAAAAGGGCAGCAAAAAAUUGGCCGGCCUUAAGGGACAGACCAGGUUCUCUGUUGACAAAACUGCAAAAUCUCCUACUCCCAAGUACUAGUCGAUUGCAGACAACUAACUACCUCUCAAUUAUUCUAUCUCGUAUUCAAAGAAUCAGGAGGACAUCUUGACCAGAGCUUGAUACUACUUCUUACACUCUAUAGCAAUCUUACCUACCUUAUCCGGAC